Messenger RNA from Aspergillus tanneri, 1668 nucleotides. RefSeq names its product GMC family oxidoreductase. Lineage: Eukaryota; Fungi; Ascomycota; Eurotiomycetes; Eurotiales; Aspergillaceae. The record is from RefSeq and is a predicted model, not a curated record. Gene Ontology annotation, molecular function: oxidoreductase activity, acting on CH-OH group of donors; flavin adenine dinucleotide binding. The transcript has a single exon. The coding region runs from base 1 to 1668 and encodes 555 amino acids.
AUGGACUCCAAUUCUCACGAUUAUAUCAUCAUCGGCGCUGGAUUAGCCGGCUGUGCCCUGGCCGUCCGACUCGCCCAGAGCCAAAAGAAUAUUAAAAUCCUCCUCAUUGAGGCCGGCUCCAAUGUGGUUGAUCAUCCCCUGACCGGUGCCCCUCUCGCUUGCUUCGGUGCCCAUUUUUCUCCGCUGGACUGGGCCUACACAACUGUGCCGCAGACCCAUCUCGACGGGCGCCAGUGUUACAAUAGUGCUGGGAAAGCUGUUGGCGGCGGGACAGCCACGAACUAUGGGACUUGGACUCGAGGCAAUGCAGUCGAUUUUGACCUUUGGGCACGCGUCGUAGGCGAUCCCUCUUGGAGCUAUGAAGGUCUUCUGCCGUACUUUAAGAGGACCGAGACGAAGACUCAUUUUGACCCGGCGGUGGAUUCCGCCGUCCAUGGUGUUGACGGCCCUAUCCAUAAUGUGUCUGUGUCGACCAGUAGCCCGGACCGAAAGUAUCCACUAAAAGAGCCAUUAAGGGCCGCAUGGGAGAGAUUGGGGGUAAAGGUUGUGCAGAAUCCGAAUGGGGGCUCGCCAUUGGGGCUGGGCGAACUGGUGGAGAACUGGAAAGAGGGCAAAAGGCAGUUGUCAAGUGAGGCGUAUGGGACUGCGCAGGACGGAAUCCAGGUGAUGACAGAGACGUUGGUGCAGAAAGUUCUAAUUGAGGAGCGAGAUGGGAGGAAGGUUACGACAGGCGUGGAGAUAGUCGGGGGGCAGCAGUUCUUCGCGAGGAAAGAGGUGGUGGUCUCGGCGGGGGCAUAUCGCACGCCGCAAGUGUUGAUGCUCUCUGGUAUUGGGCCAAGACAGGAAUUGGAAAAGCAUAAUAUCCUACAGGUUGUGGAUUCCCCUGAUGUUGGACGGAAUUUCCAUGACCACUACUCCUUCAACCAGUGGUGGAAGCUGCGCCAUCCAGAGGCUGGCUUGUCAAUCGGGACACCAUUGUGGAACAAUCCGGCAUAUGCUCUGGGCCUACCCUGUGACUGGAAUGCCACGGUGCAGGCGCCGAAAGAGGAGCUAGUGCGCGCAUUGCAAGCUGACGGCGAGACAGUGGAGGGACAUCCAUAUCUCUCGCCCAAUUUCUGCCAUGUGGAGACUCUUGUCGUAUAUGCGCCGGCAGGAGCAGCCAUUGCCGGGGUAGACGUCCCUAUGGAUGGCACGCACAUUGCUUCAGCAGUGCUGGGGAUGGUACCUACCUCGCGAGGAAAGAUUUCCCUUGCAUCCGCCGAUGCCAACACUGCACCGCUGAUCGAUCCUAACUACUAUGCCACGGAAGUGGAUCGGGCGGCGCUCCGGGCUGGGAUCCGGCAGGUAACGAAGCUGCUGACGGAGACGCCAGAAGGAAAAGAGACGGUGGAGUGUGAAGUUACGCGCCCGGGAUUUGAACCUCUCCGUGGAGACUCUACGGACGAGGAGAUCGAUGCACAGGUAAAGUGUGGAGGCAAUACCUUCUACCACCCUGCCGGGUCGGCAGCGAUGGGGAAGGUCGUAGAUACACAGCUGCGUGUCAGAGGUGUGGAGGGACUGCGGGUGGUGGAUGCAAGUGUGUUGCCCUUGCCAAUUUGCGGUCACUACCAGGCAACUGUAUAUGCGAUUGCUGAGAAGGCGGCGGAUCUUAUCUCUUCAUCGACUUAG